This is a messenger RNA of Apus apus (common swift), 4452 nucleotides long. RefSeq names its product phosphoinositide-3-kinase regulatory subunit 5 (gene PIK3R5). Gene Ontology annotation, biological process: G protein-coupled receptor signaling pathway; positive regulation of MAP kinase activity. NCBI's taxonomy places the organism in Eukaryota, Metazoa, Chordata, Aves, Apodiformes, Apodidae. The record is from RefSeq and is a predicted model, not a curated record. Gene Ontology annotation, molecular function: 1-phosphatidylinositol-3-kinase regulator activity. The transcript is spliced from 19 exons. The coding region runs from base 38 to 2677 and encodes 879 amino acids. Gene Ontology annotation, cellular component: phosphatidylinositol 3-kinase complex, class IB.
CAGGGGUUUAGCCUGACACCUUGGGAGAUGAAUUAAAAUGCAGCACACCACAUGCACAGAGGACAGGAUCUACCAUGCACUAGAAAGAUGUCUACACGGACUUAGCAGGGAUGCUGUCUCCAGCAGAUGGGCUGCCGGGCUGUGCCUGAACUGCUGGAGCUUGCAGGAGCUGGUGAGCCGAGACCCAAGCAACUACCUCAUCCUCGUGGAGAAGAUUCUCAGCAAGGCCAAAGAGGUGCAGGAGAAGUGUGACUAUGAUCUUGUGAUGCCCCUGGCUCUCCUCUUCUACUAUGCGGUCCUGUAUGCUCCCCAUUUCCCACCAGGCUCUGACUUGCUCCUGAAGGCUGCCAGCAUAUACCACAGCUUCCUGACCUGGCCUGUGCCCUACUGUGACAUCUUCCGUGAGCUGCUCACCUUCAUCAGUGACGAGCUCAGAGCUCCUGGGAUCUCCUUCCAGAGGCUGGUGAGGACGGAGCAGGGGCUGCCUGUGAAGAACUACCAGACCUCCACCGUGACGGUGCUGCUGCUCAACCGCUCCGAGGUGCAGAGUGAGUUCCUCUCCAUCGCCGAGAAGCUGAGCGCCAGCCAGCACCCGCAGUGUGCCACGCUGGUCCUGCUCCUCGAGCACCUCUACCAGGCCAACUUUGGCACCCGCUGCCACCUGGAGAGCCUGCACCACCUCCUGAAGUCCAAGACGCUGGAAGAGCUCUCGGAGAUCUACGCCAGCGCGGCUGACGCGCAGGAGAGAGCAGCCACCAGCAGUGACCCUGUCCUGGCCCGGGAGCAGCUGCAGGCUGUGCUGCGGGACAUCGCCGGGGCCGCCUCCUUCCCUGCCAUUGCAGGUGAGGCUCAGCCCCACAGGCUCCACACCAUCCCCAUCCCUGCUGCUCGCUGCUACACGUACAGCUGGGAUCAGGAUAACUUUGAUAUCCUCAAUGACGUCCUCAGCAAAGAGUGCAGCGUUGUUGAGCCCAUGGCCUUGGAGAAUGAGGAGGAGGAUGAAGACGAGGAGGUGGAAACUGAUGGCUGUUCCCCUGAGCAGGACUCACUGCUUUCUCCCAUCUGUGCCAUUUCCAAAGACUCGGUGUACUCGGCACUGUCAGAGGAGGGAUCUAAGCCCUCACGAGUGUCCCUCUUCACUGCUUCCAAAGACUCCAUCUCAGAGCUGACAGUGGUCUCCAGAAAGUCCCUGAAGUCAUUUGUCUCCAGCCUGAGGGACUGCAUGGACAGUGGGUAUGCAGAGGACAGUGAUGAGAGCACCCUGGACAUGGUGGGGAGGCCAGAGCUGAAGGUGGAGAAGACCCACCACAAAUACAGACACACACUGACCAACAAGAUCUACAAACUGUUCAAGAGCAAAAGCCAGCUGGUCUUGCAGAGAGACUUAAAGGACUGUCCAAACACAGGCUCACUUUCGCUGCGCCGCGCCGAGAGCCUGUGCGUGCCCCAGGCCCAGCACCGCAUCCCAGCGCGCUCCCGGCGCGCUCACUCGCUGCCGCAGUAUGUUCUGAGCCCACAGCUGCCAGCCCCGCUUGCCCUGUCCCACCUCAGCCUCCACCGGCAGCCCUUCCUCAGCUAUGAUGAGGGCACCAAGGUGGCCACCCUGCGUGUCGUGGUCUUUGGCUCCGACCGCAUCUCAGGGAAAGUGGCCCGAGCCUACAGCAAUCUCAGGCUGAAGGAGAGCACCUGCCCCUCACUGACAAGGUACUUCAAACUGCAGUUUUUCUAUGUCCCCGUGAAGAGGAGCUUCUUGACUCCAUCAGCCCUACUGAUACAUCCCUCCCUGUCCCUGGGGGACCCACAGUUCCGGCCCUCAGCACACGUGGAUUCCACCUUGGUUGGGAUGGAGAGCAGCACCAAUGACAUCUCCCACUACAUUGGCAUGUUGGACCCAUGGUACGAGCGCAAUGUUCUUGGGCUGAUGAACCUGCCAAUGGACGUCCUGUGCCAGUCUGCCAAGCCAGAGGCUGCGCCCCAGGAGGACUCCCAGGAGCAGCUGCCCAUCCUGGCUGACAUGAUCCUUUACUACUGCCGCUUCGCCACACGCCCUGUCCUGCUGCAGCUCUACCAGACAGAACUCACCUUCAUCGGGGGAGAAAAGAUGACUGAAGUCUUCAUCCAUUCCCUGGAGCUGGGCCACUCGGCAGCCACACGGGCCAUCAAAGCAUCAGGUCCAGGCAGCAAAAGGCUGGGCAUAGAUGGAGACAGAGAAGCAAUCCCACUAACACUACAGAUUGCCUACAGCAAGACAGCCAUCAGUGGAAGAAGUCACUGGAAUGAUGUUGAGAAGGUCUGCACAUCUGUCAAUCUGAGCAAAGCCUGCAAGAAGUAUGAAGAACUAGCCUCAAAAACAGAGUGUCUCAACUUGACCAUGACAGAAGUGGUCAAAAGGCAAAACUCCAAAUCCAAAAAAAGUUUCAAUCAGAUCAGUGUGUCCCAGAUAAAAGUAGACAAGGUCCAGAUUAUUGGUCUCCAGUCCUCCUUCGCCGUGUGCCUAGACCAGGAUGAGCAGAAGAUCCUGCAGAGUGUAACCAGGUGUGAGAUCUCGGUGUGCUACAAACCCAGGGACAGUGACCUCUGUGCACCGAGAGGAUCCUCUUUGCUGCCUCAGGACCCCUCUGAGUUUCAUUCUCUCCUGUGUUUACCCAUUGCCACCUUCAGUGGAGCACUGCCAUAGAAGAACCCUGUGUCAACUCAGGCCAGACUCACAUCCAACAGCAAGACAGCCUCAGGAAAAGGCAGUUGAUUGUCCUCCUUUGGGCUUGAGACCCAUCUGUUCCAGGGGAACAGAUGUUUUUUAUGUCUAAAACAUAGUGCAGCCUAAGCAUUGAUGUGGUGGCUGAGCUGCUCCUGGUCUGGGCUUAGCAUAGCCUGGGGAAAUUGAGACAUUGAUGUUAUUCUCUGGUACCAAUCAGGGUUCCUAAGCAAUGGGAGGAAAGUGGUUUCCUUGAGAUCUCCCCGUAGUUCAGCAAGCUGCCAACACCUGGAUUUCUCAAGAGGGCAAGGCAAGACAGAGAUAUUUUCCAGCCAGAAAAAGGUGCUGUGGCUGGAUUUGAUAGUGACUGCAAGGCCUGUGUCAUCUGCGGGAAGCUCAUGGGAGAUGUUUUGGAAAUGGAUGUCCUUGGCUGAGUGGUGGUAGGUGGCCUCCAAUGCAUGCAGAGCUGCAGACCACCUAACCGAUGUCCUAAUGGCAUUUUACCCCUAACAAGCUGAGGGUACUCAGGAUGAGGAUGCUUUUUGUGGAUGGGGACAGGCUUCCUCAAGGUUUCCUUUAAAUUGGUCAGCUCAUAGCACUAGUUAGAAUAAGGUUCAGCUCUGUCCCCAAGGGCUGGUGAUACAGCAGCAGUGUAAUUUGAGGUUCAAUCUGGCUUGGAAGGAGCCAGAGGCCCUGGGGGCUUCAGCUGUCUCAGAGGAGCAUGGGUCAGACGUGUCUGCUGGAUUUCUUUUCAUCCCUCCUGGAAGUGUUUUUGGGAUUUCUCAUGUGCUGGGAAGUCUGAUCCUGGCCCCACUGCCUCUGUUGUGUGGGGACAGCUUGGUCUGGACCCAGGGGUGAACACCUCAGGUUAAGGAGGAACCAGCUGGCUCUUCAGUGUCCUCAGCAGCUCUGGAUGCAGCUUCUGCCAAUGGCCAGAGAUGAGCAAAAGCAAGAUAUGAACAUGCUCCCAAGGCCUCUGCCCUUCAUCCUUUUACUUGAAUAAACCAUCCCAAGGAUGGUGGUGUCUUCUGGACUCCAAGACAAGACCCUCGUGUAGGGUGAAGCAUCUUGAACACAUGUAGGUGCUCUGGCUCCAUGAUGUGCUCAAAGCACAGACUGGACAGGGACACCCAGGACACUGCCAGGUUGGGGUGGGCUGGCCCAUCCCUCACAGGGUGCCUGCAUGGUGAGGUGGGAAUGUGUCCUGAGCUCUCUGCUCUGCACUUCUCUGCAGGGCAUUUUAAAUCAGUAUUUUCAGUCCAGUAGGCUCCAGGGAUCAGGAACACACUCAGAAAAAAGUUUUCCCUCUGAUUUGUCAUUUCCCAAACAGGUUUGUGAGCACCUUCUCAUAUGGGGCUGAAAUUUGACAGCUGUUUUUUUUUGCUCAAUAUUUUAAAAUAGCACCUUAUCCUGUCACAGCGUUGCUAUUUGGGAUCUUUAUAUCCGUGGCUAAAUAUACCCCUGCUGCUGCAAUGAUAUAAACCUCUUUGGUUUCAGCUGGCUCUACAGAAAUACCAAAGAAGAGACUUUCCAUCUCGUAGAGAAAAACAACCACAAACUCCAGGGACUCAUAAUCCUGGUGGAGGUUUUGACCUCUGAUGCUUUCUGGAAGUGAAAGAAGUCUGAGGUUCUUUCAGGUCAUCCUUGUACAUAAGUGCAGCCUCACCAAAUCUGUGUAAUGUCUGUGCUGAUCUGUAAAAUACUGUUCAGAGAACUUCUAUGGACAUUGUAAAAUAUUAAAUGUUGAUUUAUUUCGA